Molecule: messenger RNA, 2752 nt
Organism: Nematolebias whitei (Rio pearlfish)
Lineage: Eukaryota; Metazoa; Chordata; Actinopteri; Cyprinodontiformes; Rivulidae
Gene: naca
Product: nascent polypeptide associated complex subunit alpha
Exons: 10
Coding region: 60-2654 (864 amino acids)
Biological process (GO): protein targeting to membrane
Cellular component (GO): nascent polypeptide-associated complex; cytoplasm
Source: RefSeq, a predicted model, not a curated record
GCUGUUGGGGUUAGAAGUUCUCUCUCGCAGCCAUCUUGGAAACAAGGUCCUGAGUCGCCAUGCCCAGUGAAGCAACAGAAACGGUCCCGGUUACCGAGCAGGAGAUGCAGCAGCCUCAAGUGGAGACUGCUACACCUCCUGCCCCAGCUUCAUCCCAACAACCUCAGGCUGCUUCUGGGCCUGCAAAGCCCAAAGGCAAAGACACCAAGAGUCCGCAGGGUUCCUCUGCCCCAAAGGCUGUUCCUGGCAGAAGAAAACGCUCCUCUAUGUCUGCCUCCUCUUCCUCACCCACCUCCCCAAAAUCAACUCCCUCCUCUACUCCUCGCUCACCUGUGCCAUCUCCACUGGCUUCCUCAGCUGGUAGUCUUUCUGCUAAUCAGGCUAAUCGCCCCACCCCAAAAGUUGUUAAGGCAGGUAAACAAGGAAAAGCUAAAAAGGGAGAGGCAUUUGUGCCUGCACCUGUUCAGGUAGACAGCAAAGUAACCGAUGUAAAGGAAAAGCAACAGGAGGGUCACUUUGAGAAAUCUGCAUCUACUGGACCUAAUGCCACCCCAGCUGAGACUAAAACUCAGCCAGCAGCAGCUGUUGCAGCCCCUGCUGCAUUUAAAGUUACCUCAAAGCCUGCGGUUGCAGCACCAAUUUCAUUUUCAGAUGCAAUUGCUUCAAGCCCUCCAAAGUCUGUUAAGGUGGCUUCACCAAAAGCAGCUCCUGUUAAAGCUGCUGUGAAUGAUGAUCUCCCACCACUUAUCCCACCUGAGAAGCAUGGUAAAGUGCCAGUUGUUUCUCCUGUUGAUAAACAGAGUAUGAAACCUGCUGCAUCUCCUGCUGAAACUAAACCUCAAGGUUCUUCUGCUGUCCCAGCCAAGAAAGGUUCUGAACCCAAACCUGUACCUGCUGAGGCUGCCAAAGCAGCACCCCCAGGUAAAUCUGCAGUUGUUGAGGUUGCAAAACCAGCUCCUACUGAAACUACCAAAGCUACCAAGGGUAAGCCUGCCCCUGGCAAUAUUGCUCAGGACAAACCUGCUUCUGUUGGAGCUGCUAAGCCAGCCAAUGAGACUAAAUCCAUUUCUAAAAUGGCUCCUAAACACGUUGAGGAAACUAAGGGUUCACCUCCAAAGGUUACUAAGCCUGAUGCAGCCCCUGCUCAGGUAGGCAAACCAGCUGAGGUUAAAAAGCCAGCACCUACAAAAGAUGCAAAGGCUGUUGCUGAGGCAAAGAUAGUUGAAGUUAAGGCAGUGUCAGCUGAGACACCUAAAGGCACCAAGCCACCUGCUGAGGUUGCACCUAAAGCUGCCAAGCAAAGUGAUGUUAAAAAGCCUGCACCUGAAAAAAAUGCAAAGAAUGUUGCUGAGGCCAAAUUGGUUGAAGUUAAGGCAGUGUCUGGCGAGGCUCCUAAAGCAGCCAAAAAAGCUGCUGAGGCUGCACCAAAAGCCAAUGUCUCAAGUGAGGAUAAAAAACCAGCACCUGAAAAGAAUGCAAAGGCUGUUGCUGAUGCAUCUAAAAAAGCAAAGCUGGCUUCAGAGGCUGUGCCAAAAACCACUAAGUCAAGUGAUGUUAAAAAGCCAGCACCAGAAAAAGGAUCAAAUGCCAUUGCUGAGGAAAAAUUGAUUGAAGUGAAGGCUGUGUCUGCCGAGGCAGCCAAGGCGGCGACGUCUGCCGAGGCACCCAAAGCAGCCAAGGCGGCGGCGGCGGCGUCUGCCGAGGCACCCAAAGCAGCCAAGGCGGCGGCGGCGCCUGCCGAGGCACCCAAAGCAGCCAAGGCGGCGGCGCCUGCCGAGGCACCCAAAGCAGACAAGGCGGCGGCGUCUGCCGAGGCGGUGCCUAAAGCCACCAAGCCCACUGCCGAGGUUUCAUCUGCUCCCAUAAAACCAGUUCCUGUUGAGCCCGCUGUUCCUCCCCCAGCUACCCGUAAACUCACUUUUGCUGAGGCAGUUGCAAAACCUGCACCUGCCAAGCCUGAAGUUGAGAUAAUUGAUGCUGCCGGUACUCUCUCAAAUCCUGUUGCAACUCCUAAACCUGCUCCCACACCUGGUAAAAUCCCAAACAAGGUGGAGACUGUGAUCAAGAACGACGAGGGAUCCGGCACGGAGUCGGACAGCGAUGACUCUGUUCCUGACCUGGAAGAACAGGACUCUGCACAGACCCAGACACAGCAAGCCCAGCUUGCAGCAGCUGCUGAAAUAGACGAGGAGCCCGUCAGCAAAGCCAAACAGAGCCGCAGUGAAAAGAAGGCACGAAAGGCAAUGUCAAAACUUGGUCUCAGGCAGGUCACAGGGGUCACCAGGGUCACUAUACGCAAAUCAAAGAACAUCUUGUUCGUCAUCACCAAACCAGAUGUGUACAAAAGUCCUGCGUCAGACACGUACAUCGUCUUUGGUGAAGCUAAGAUCGAAGAUCUUUCCCAGCAAGCUCAGUUGGCUGCUGCAGAAAAGUUCAAGGUACCAGGAGAAAACGUAUCAAACAUCCAGGAAAACACACAGACGCCCACAGUCCAGGAGGAGAGCGAAGAAGAGGAGGUUGAUGAGACCGGAGUUGAGGUCAAGGACAUUGAACUCGUCAUGUCACAAGCCAACGUGUCGCGGGCAAAGGCUGUACGCGCCCUGAAAAACAACAACAACGACAUUGUCAAUGCUAUUAUGGAGUUGACGAUGUAAGGGGACCCAGUCGAAGAGUUAAAGAAAGGUUGCUGAUUUAAGCUCGUUUAUACAAUUUAUACCCAAGACGGAAAUAAAUUUGUGUGUUGAUGAAAUUA